AUGUUUGCCAUCUUCAGAGACGACAAGGGCAAGAAGCUCUCUUGGCACUGGAACUGGACCAAGCAAUGGAAGGGCGACCUCGUGCCCGAGACCUCUGAGGACCUCGAAAUCGACGCAGAGUUCCUUCCGAUGAUCUGGUCUCCCGACAACAUUGACGAUGGCAUCGAGCCUCAGGAAGGCUGGCGCCUUCUCCUUGGUUUCAACGAGCCUGACCACAACAACGGUGACGUGGCAGACCCCCGCUCCCCUCAGGAGGCUGCCGAUGCCUGGGUCCGCCUCGCCGAGCUUCGUACCGACCCUGACAACCAGCACCUCGUCUCUCCCGCCGUCGCCGGCAGCGUCGACUGGCUCCACGAGUUUUUCUCUCUCAUCCCCGAGGAGACCAAGCCCGAGUACCUCGCCGUGCACGUUUACACGACUAGCAUGGACGACUUGAUCAGCAAGUUGCAGUGGUACUAUCAAGAGUUCAACUUGCCCAUCAUCUUGACCGAGUUUUGCAUGACUGCAAGUGGCUACUCUAGCUUUGAUGAGAAUGUGCCCAACCCUGAGGACCAGCAGCAGGUCCACGACUUUAUGGGCCAGGCUACCAAGUGGCUCGAUGAGUGCGACUUUAUCGUAAGGUACUGCUGGUUCGGGGCCGUCCGAGACGCCAACAACCUCCACGGUGUUCACCCCUUCAACCGUCUCAUGGAUGAGGACGGUGAGGUCACCCCCUUGGGUUGGCAGUAUAUCAACGGUGGCCACGAGGACUGA
This is a messenger RNA of Cryptococcus wingfieldii CBS 7118, 753 nucleotides long. RefSeq lists its product as hypothetical. The coding region runs from base 1 to 753 and encodes 250 amino acids. The record is from RefSeq and is a predicted model, not a curated record. The transcript is spliced from 8 exons. Gene Ontology annotation, biological process: fungal-type cell wall polysaccharide metabolic process. Gene Ontology annotation, cellular component: fungal-type cell wall. Lineage: Eukaryota; Fungi; Basidiomycota; Tremellomycetes; Tremellales; Cryptococcaceae.